AUGAUAAAAUUCUUUUUUAAGUUUAUUUUAAUUACUUCUUCAUUACUUUCACCUCUUUUAUCAAUUUCUGUUGCUUUUUCAAUUAUUGGAUGGAUUGGAAUAAAAUUCAAUUCAAUAAUGCCUAUAAUGCCGUUUCUAGUUUUUGGUAUUGGGGUGGAUAAUGCUUUUUUAUUAAUACAUUCUUGGAGAAAAUGGGCAUCAAUUGAACAAAAGGAAGUAAACGAAAAUAAAGAAAAUAAUCAAAAAAUAGGUACGAAUUUAAUAGUACUUGGUAAAAAUCAAGUCAGUUAUACUACAUAUAAUGGUUGGAUGGUAGCAGAAACAUGA
Messenger RNA from Meloidogyne enterolobii, 327 nucleotides. NCBI's taxonomy places the organism in Eukaryota, Metazoa, Nematoda, Chromadorea, Rhabditida, Meloidogynidae. The record is from the annotation of a GenBank genome assembly.